AGUGAACACAUUUUAUGUUCGUCGCUUUCGACAAAGAUGGCAACCAACUUGUACUGGGUUGUCAAUUAGUAAAAUCACUGCUUCCUACGAGAUGCAUUCCACGGAAACUAUUUGAACAUUCUCAUAUUACGCGCGUAAUUGAUUUGUAACUUGCAAUGAUAUCAACGAGAUACCUAUCAUUCUUGUCUGGAAUAAUAAUAGCUUCUUUAACAUGGGCAUUCAGUCUAUAUCUUUAUUCGAGAUUGUCACAAAACUCCAUCACUGCCAGCCCUACAAUGUUAGUACCUGGCAUUUCUAGUCAAGCGCUCAAAGAAUCGUUAUUCAGACAUGGGGAAAUCAGUGAGAAGGAUAUCAUGUUACGCGAUAAUGUUAUCAUGUUGCGCAAUGAGAAGCAAACAAUGAUUGGUAAGAAAACCUACAACUUAAAGGGCAAUAAAAAUUACAAGAACAAUGACCUGUUUCUGCAGCAACUACAACCUGUUCCAGUAAAACCUGCAGUUACAUCAGAUCAAGGUUUAGAUGAAUUAGGGAUGGUGAAGAAUUUGGACGAUCAGCAAAAGAGAGACGAGGGAUACAAAAAUUAUUCUUUUAACAUUCUGAUAUCAGACAAUCUUGGCGUGUUGAGAGCUGUGCCAGACACGAGACACAAAUUGUGUCGAGCACGAAAAUAUCCCGCUAAUUUGCCAAACGCCAGUAUAAUUAUUUGCUUUUAUAAUGAGCACUACACGACGUUACUGCGAUCAUUGCAUUCCAUAAUUGAGAGAACCCCAGCGACGCUACUGCACGAGAUCAUCUUAGUGAAUGAUUACAGCGACAGCAAUAUGUUACACGAGAAGAUCAAAGUAUACAUUAAGAACAAUUUCGACGUUAGAGUACAAUUUUUCAAGACUGACAGGAGAGAAGGUCUAAUCAGAGCACGAGUGUUCGGCGCAAGGAAGGCAACCGGCGACGUUUUGAUUUUCUUGGACAGCCAUAUAGAGGUGAAUGAAAUGUGGAUAGAGCCGCUUCUUUCGAGAAUCGCCCACUCAAGAACUAUCAUACCUAUGCCGGUAAUCGAUAUCAUCAACGCGGACACGUUUCAAUAUACUGGCAGCCCAUUGGUAAGAGGUGGCUUUAACUGGGGUCUUCACUUCAAAUGGGACAAUUUACCAAUUGGAACACUAAAACAAGAAGAUGAUUUUGUAAAGCCCAUCAAGUCGCCGACGAUGGCUGGAGGAUUAUUCGCUAUCGACAGAGAAUAUUUUACAAAAAUGGGAGAAUAUGACACCGGUAUGGAUGUUUGGGGCGGGGAGAAUCUUGAGAUAUCGUUCCGAAUAUGGAUGUGCGGCGGUAGUAUCGAACUCAUUCCUUGUUCACGGGUAGGUCAUGUCUUCAGAAGACGACGACCAUAUGGCUCAGACGACCCGCAGGACACCAUGUUGAAAAAUUCCUUGCGCGUUGCGCAUGUAUGGAUGGACGAGUAUAAGGAUUAUUUUCUGAGAAACGCUAGGAGAAUCGAUUACGGCGAUAUCUCGGAACGAUUGGCGUUGCGGCAUAGAUUAAAAUGCAAGACUUUCGGUUGGUACUUAAAAGAGGUUUAUCCCGAACUAACAUUGCCAGAUGAUACGGAGAGACGGCUGAAGGACAAAUGGUCGAAACUUGAUCAAAGACCAAUGCAGCCUUGGCAUUCAAGGAAGAGAAAUUAUACUGACCAAUAUCAAAUCAGACUUUCAAAUUCUGCGCUUUGCAUCCAGAGUGAAAAGGAUAUCAAGACUAAAGGCUCCAGACUUAUUUUGAUGCCGUGUUUAAGAAUUAAGUCACAGAUGUGGUAUGAGACUGAUAAAAAUGAAUUAGUACUUGGCCAAAUGCUUUGUCUGGAGGGAGCGGAGAAAACUCCGAAACUUGGAAAGUGUCACGAAAUGGGUGGAAGUCAAGACUGGCGUCAUAAACGCAUCAAUAAUACACCCAUAUACAGCAUGGCAGCUGGGACUUGCUUAGGUGCAAUGCGUGAUGUAAGAAAUGCUCAAAUUAUCAUGGACUUAUGCACAAAAUCGAACACUUCAUUGAUAACUUGGGAUCUUAUCCGAUCAAAAAUUCCAUCUAAAGAAAUUAGAUGACGUCGAAAGAAAGGUCGUAAAAAUAGAAAAAAGAACUAUGAGGACUGGCUUGGGAGAAAAUGGUAGGUCCCUUUGGUAAACUGUAUAUACUCGACAAAUGGUCAUAAUCAGAUGUAGAAAAUUUCAUACGUCGAGUUUUAAAAUAAUUAUGACAAGAAAUAAGUAAGAAAAACUUGACUCUUCAGCAGAGCUUUAAAACAGUUGAAAGUAUCGUAA
Molecule: messenger RNA, 2312 nt
Organism: Odontomachus brunneus
Lineage: Eukaryota; Metazoa; Arthropoda; Insecta; Hymenoptera; Formicidae
Gene: Pgant35A
Product: polypeptide N-acetylgalactosaminyltransferase 35A-like
Exons: 7
Coding region: 156-2096 (646 amino acids)
Biological process (GO): regulation of Notch signaling pathway
Cellular component (GO): Golgi apparatus
Molecular function (GO): Notch binding
Source: RefSeq, a predicted model, not a curated record